This is a messenger RNA of Fusarium coffeatum, 2046 nucleotides long. RefSeq lists its product as uncharacterized. The coding region runs from base 1 to 2046 and encodes 681 amino acids. The transcript has a single exon. NCBI's taxonomy places the organism in Eukaryota, Fungi, Ascomycota, Sordariomycetes, Hypocreales, Nectriaceae. The record is from RefSeq and is a predicted model, not a curated record.
AUGCAGCCUUACCAAUACCAACCCCUGCCCUAUAGCACCGGUAUCAGAAUUCUAAUCUUACAUCCCGCAGCUAACAAAUCGUCAGCUCUUGAAUGCGAUAUCAUCACUAAGGAUCGUCUUACACUUCUACGUGAUCCGGACAAUAAGUCUUUCGAUGCCGUGUCCUAUGUCUGGGGCAAUGGCACGCAUGACAUUCCACUCUACUGCAAACACGAAGGAACGUACCUCUACAUUUCUGCCGUUGUUGAUGAAAUGCUCCACAAUCUGCGAAAGACUUGCGAAGAGAGACGACUCUGGGUCGAUGCCAUUUGCUUGAAUCAGAAAGACAAUCAAGAAAAGAGCAUCCAGGUCCAGCAGAUGGGUCAGAUAUAUCACAUGGCGGACAAAGUUCAUAUCUGGCUUGGGCCCGCUGAGGCGACUACACGAUUGUCCUUUGCCUUCCUUCGAACCCUUGUCGCAAAGUUUGAGCCAUUGCCUGGUCAAGCCAAGGAUCCAACAACAGAAGAAAUUUUCCAGACCUUUGAAGAAACAUUUCAACACCGCGACUUCCAAUCAUUCCUCAGCCUUCUGCAGAAGUCCUGGUUUACUCGACGUUGGACUCUACAGGAGGGCUUCUUGGCAAGAGACGCCAUACUUAGAUGUGGCGAUAGCAAAGUCUCCUGGCACUGGUUCACUGAAGGACUGAAACACAUCCAAAGAAGAUCUGAGGAACUUCAAGGUAUACAGAACGACCAUAGCGCUUUGUAUGCUCUCAAUGUUUUGGAAAUGCUUCGAAAGCCAGAAGACCUCUUAUCUCUCCUCUGGACCUUGCAUAUGAGUCAAUGCUCGGACCACAGGGACAGAAUCUAUUCACUACUUGGCCUUGCACAGAAAAUGGAUCCAGUGGCCCCUGCUGCCCCGGAUGUCAACAGUGAGUCUGAACCUGACAACUCGAAUCAAGACCUUCCCAUCCCAGACUAUGCACUCAGUACAGAUGUGGUAUUUCGCAUGUUCGCUAGCCACUGCAUUUCUACUGGUCGGCUAUUGCAAAUUCUUUUACACAUUGAUGGAUUUGGCCGCCUAUCAGAAGCCAACCCAAAAUGGCCUUCAUGGGUUCCGAACUGGACAACAGCAAGAGACAGAAAAGUCCAUUCGCCGACAGCUAUGUCACGAAAUGUACCACCCUUUCAAUCAAUUGACAGGAGACCCCUUCUCGCCUUCUUAGGCGACCAUUACCUUUGUCCUCAGACAAUUUACUACUCAAAUGGCAACCAUCAUGGGCUACUUAUCUAUGGCAGUUCCUUUCUGGAGACCGUCAAAAUUUGCGAGGAAUGGCCAAGGAGCAGGGAUAGUGAUCAUCUGGUGAAGUACCUGACCGAUUGGAUCCAUCAAGAAACCAUCUUACACCUAUCAGAUGUGGGGGACCUGGACUCUCUAAGUAUGGAAAGAAAGGUUAACGAGCGUUUAUGUUUUCUUAUUGCCGGCACUGAAUUCUUUGGGUAUGCGAAACAUGUAUUUUUCUCGGAUAGCGUGGACACAAAGCCUCGUGACUGGUGGUCUAGGAAAAGCUUCAUCGAAAUGCUCGAGGGGCUGUACUGGCCAUGGGCGUCACGCGUCGCAAAUAUACUAUACCCAAUCGAUGGAAAAGGAUUCCCUUUCAAUCAUUACACCAGGGAAGAGAUACGAAGGAAGGAACACUUGGAUAAAGAUUACCAACACAAUCCUCCACCUACAGCAGAAUGCCGACAAGCGCUGUCAUAUCUCCUUGACGAUGUGUCCAGAAUGAUGCAGGAAGGAAGGAAACGACUGAUAGUGGCAUACUGCGAUGAGGCCUCCGGAAGAUUCAAAAGGCAGCACUGGAUAGCACCGGAGGAUGUUAGAAUGGGUGACGUGAUUACUGGUGUUUCAAUUUGUGGAAGGAUCGGGGCACUCCUACGACCCGUCAAUACCCCCUCUGAGCUGGAUGGCCGACCAACGUUCCAGCUGAUCGGCAUCGUAUGGUCACUCGAGAAUUACUAUGAGGAAACUGAUCCCAGUGGUGAAGGGGGAACUUUUCUUAUCCUCUGA